This is a messenger RNA of Neoarthrinium moseri, 462 nucleotides long. RefSeq lists its product as uncharacterized. The transcript has 3 exons. The record is from RefSeq and is a predicted model, not a curated record. Bases 1 to 462 code for a protein of 153 amino acids. Lineage: Eukaryota; Fungi; Ascomycota; Sordariomycetes; Amphisphaeriales; Apiosporaceae.
AUGUCUACUCAUUCAUACAAGUACAAGGCCUUUGUCGAGCGCGGCAUUGAUGCUCUGAAUGCGAACAAUAUGGAAGCAUUCCUAAACCCGUCGGGAUUUUCUGCUCAUUUCAUAAAAUACCUCUUGCCUCAGUCAAUGAACUGGCCCCCACAGACACGGGAAGAGUGGUAUGAAGAUCUCAAAUCGGGAUUUGUUGGUCAGAACUAUGUCGAGUGGAAAGUCACAAUUCAAUCCUACUGGGAGGACACUCGGGAUAGAUCGGCGAUCAUCUGGUGUACAGAGCGUGGUACUUUUGUCGGGGAUAGGAACUACGAGAUGGACUAUGUGAUGCGAUAUAAAUUUGACGAAGAAGGGAAAUUAUUGAAACUUUGGGAGCUUACCGACUCCCACUUACAGAAGAGUCUAGAGAACAAGCACCAGGAAAAGGGCGACGCUGACAACGACGAAGCCUCCUUAGAAUAA